Seriola dumerili (greater amberjack) is the source of this 1708-nucleotide messenger RNA. It is a transcript of the gene aasdhppt, whose product is annotated as aminoadipate-semialdehyde dehydrogenase-phosphopantetheinyl transferase. The record is from RefSeq and is a predicted model, not a curated record. The coding region runs from base 223 to 1149 and encodes 308 amino acids. Gene Ontology annotation, molecular function: magnesium ion binding; holo-[acyl-carrier-protein] synthase activity. The transcript has 7 exons. Lineage: Eukaryota; Metazoa; Chordata; Actinopteri; Carangiformes; Carangidae. Gene Ontology annotation, cellular component: cytosol.
CCGGGACUCACUGCUGUCUCAGCCAAACUGUUUGUAACUCGGGUCUGUUUAGAGUAGUUUUAUGAACAGCUCUCAUGUCACUGCUCACCAGUGAAACCCGGAAUGUCUCAGAUUGAACAUUUCCUGAGUGUUGUUGCCAGUCAAACCCCUACAUGCUAACGCGUGAUGCUAACGUUAGCUCACUAAGAGUGUGUGAGCAGCCUGAAGUUAAGUCGAGUCCAGAUGACAGGGUGGGACAGAGGUGAGGAGAUGGGGUCUGUCCGGUGGGCUUUUCGCUGUGGGUCGUGGACACCGAGCAGGUGCGACUGGCUGUUCGCUGCCCGCUGCAUUCAGAGAGAAGAGAAAGACAGGAUCGGGCAGUUUGUGUUUGCCAAGGAUGCGAAAUCAGCCAUGGCUGGCAGGUUGUUGCUCAGGAGGUUUGUCUGUGAGAGGAUGGGGGUCCCAUGGACAGAGAUCAGACUGGAGCGAUCUCCCAGAGGGAAACCUUACCUGACAGCACCGCUGAUGGACAGUUCAGAUUCAGAUGCUGCCUGGAGUUUCAACCUCUCUCACCAGGGGGACUAUGCUGUACUCGCUGCAGAGCAGGGGGGGCAAGUGGGAGUGGAUCUCAUGAAAACCACCAUGCCAGGUAGCAGCUCUGUGCCGGAGUUUUUCCGCAUCAUGACUCGUCAGUUUACAGCGUACGAGUGGAGCGUCAUCCAAUCAGCCGGCUCAGAGCACCAGCAGCUUGCCGCGUUCUACCGCCACUGGGCCCUGAAGGAGAGCUUCAUCAAAGCCAUUGGCACAGGUCUGGGCUUCAACCUACAGAGGGUAGAGUUUCACCUGCCUUCUGAACCACUCACACAGGGCCCGGUGCUGCGCCAGACCAAGAUGCAUCUAGAUGAGGAAGAAGAAGAGGACUGGAUAUUUGAAGAGAGCUUGCUGGAUGAUGACCAUCAUGUUGCUGUGGCACUCGGACCAGCGGACAAAGCAGAUUCUGCACCUCAUCCGUCAUCUCUUCCUCCUCCCACCACAUUUACCCUGCUGUCAUUCAGCGACCUCAUCGCCUCAGCCUUACCUCUGACAGAGGAAGACCCCGCCUACUGGGAUAGCUUCAAGAUGAAGGCUGAAGCUCCACAGAGACAGAGAGAGACACACCCAUCCAAAUAACCACCUGUCUCACACUGACACAUACCUGCUGUACAUACAGACACGUGCACCUUUCAGAAGUGCCAAAGAAGAAACACAUGUAGACUGACACUGAUGCUGCUUUCUCAUUCAACUCAAGUCCACUCCAGUCCUUUCAAAUUUAUUUAUAAAACCAAAAAUCACAGGUUUGUGUGAGAGGACUUCAGAAUCUAUACAGCAUCUGACACCCGCUAUCUUUAGAUCCUCAGUUCAGAUAAUGCAAAACCUUUACACAUUUCAUACACACACACAAAAGAAUUUCAUUAACUUCUUCUUGCCAUGUGUUGAGUUUGUGUUUACAGUAUGAUGAAACUGUCUUUUACAAAUAAAACACAUGUAGAUUAUGUAAUUUUAUGUAAUAACUGAUCCUUGUACACCCCAACAGCUCUUGAAUUGUUCAUUGGUUGAAAAACAUCUGUAAUACAAAGUAUGUGUAUAUAAUGUACAAUCUUAUUUCACAUAUAAAUAGAAGGUGAAAAAUUACUUGUAGUCAAAUUUCUAUGUGGUCAUAGAUGCAAGGUUUCAAUAAAAAGUGUAAAAA